Molecule: messenger RNA, 1424 nt
Organism: Vigna unguiculata (cowpea)
Lineage: Eukaryota; Viridiplantae; Streptophyta; Magnoliopsida; Fabales; Fabaceae
Biological process (GO): CAAX-box protein processing
Cellular component (GO): membrane
Molecular function (GO): metalloendopeptidase activity
Source: RefSeq, a predicted model, not a curated record
UUCUCUCUUCCUCACGACUCAUACAAACCACACCCACAGAGAUACAAACACAGACAUUGGUAUAACAAUAUAGGAGAUGCUGUCAUAUGUUAUUCUAUGUUCCAACCUUGGUGGCAAUUAAUGAACAACGCCAAAUCUCACACCUUUACUUCUCUCUGAACAAUCCUUGUCGUUGUUGUUCAUGGAGCUGUCUCUGAGACUUACUCCUUCGCCUUCAAGUUCAGCUUCAUCGCUUCCUGCAGCACUCGCUCACUGCUCCAAGCUCUGUGAAUUUCAGCCCAGGAAGAAGAAGAAGAACGUGUGUUUCGACGCGCCUAAGCUUUCGGUGCGUUGUGCCAAGGCUUCGGCGGAGGGAAGCGGCGAUGCAAUCGAUGAUGGAAAGGCUCGAACUGGGUUCACUACUCCUGCCAUGGAGGUCACCACAUUCAACCGCAGCACUUUCAACGACGCUGACUUUCCCGUUUGGGAAAAGAUUGGUGCUGUGGUCAGACUCAGUUAUGGCAUCGGGAUUUAUGGUGCCAUGGCUGUUGCGGGGAGUUUUAUCUGUUCGAUUACGGGAAUUGACUCUCUGGGGGGUUUCCAUCUAUCGUUAGAUGCCAUUUUGGAAGGGCUUGGAUAUGCAGCUCCUCCAAUUAUGGCCCUUUUGUUUAUACUCGAUGACGAAGUUGUGAAGCUAUCACCCCAUGCCCGUGCCAUCAGAGAUGUAGAAGAUGAAGAACUAUGGAGCUUUUUCUAUGGGAUGUCCCCUUGGCAGUUUAUACUGAUGGUUGCUGCGAGUUCAGUUGGAGAGGAGCUCUUCUACAGAGCUGCUGUUCAGGGGGCAUUGGCUGAUAUAUUCUUAAGAGGCAGUAAUCUUAUAACAGAUGCUCAAGGAAUGGCAUCAUUGACUGGUGUGCUGCCUCCAUUUGUUCCAUUUGCUCAGGCAUUUGCAGCAGUUCUUGCAGCAGUUCUUACUGGAUCUCUCUAUUACAUGGCUGCCUCUCCUAAAGAUCCUACUUAUGUUGUCGCACCUGUUACACAAUCUCGCUCUGGUCGUCAAGAUUUGAAAAAGCUGUUUGAAGCCUGGUAUGAGAAACGGCAAAUGAAAAAAAUCUAUUCUCCACUUCUGGAAGGACUACUAGCCCUCUACCUAGGUCUUGAGUGGAUCCAGACUGAUAACAUUCUUGCUCCGAUUAUCACACAUGGCAUAUACUCCACUGUGAUAUUGGGACAUGGGCUUUGGAAGAUACAUGACCACCGGCGUAGACUACGUCAGAGAAUCCAAAAGUUAAAGUUAGAGGACAAAAACACCAACUAGAUUUUGAAAUAGUAUCAUUGUUUUUGGUUAAAAAGAAGUGUAUAUUAGAGUUGCUGUAUAAAGAUAUGUACACUCAUUUUAGUUUUUGUCUCGUACAUAAAGAAUAUGCAGGUUUUCUUUACACAAU